Molecule: messenger RNA, 3761 nt
Organism: Corythoichthys intestinalis (scribbled pipefish)
Lineage: Eukaryota; Metazoa; Chordata; Actinopteri; Syngnathiformes; Syngnathidae
Gene: pitpnab
Product: phosphatidylinositol transfer protein, alpha b
Exons: 12
Coding region: 206-1018 (270 amino acids)
Biological process (GO): phospholipid transport
Cellular component (GO): cytoplasm
Molecular function (GO): phosphatidylcholine binding; phosphatidylcholine intramembrane carrier activity; phosphatidylinositol transfer activity
Source: RefSeq, a predicted model, not a curated record
CCCCUCCCAUGCACGCACGGCGUCCCCCUCCUGCAGCAGCAGCAGCAGCAGGCCGCGCGCAGGAAGGAAGUCAUCGUGCACGGCAGCAGCCAGUCGGCGUCUCGUGCAGCUAGAAUGACAUAGCGGGCGAUCAAGAAGAAAAGGAGAAACCGGGCCUCGACGCAUUUUUUUUUUGGGAAGCCUUGACACAUCCACUUGGCCAACGAUGCUCAUCAAAGAAUUUCGGGUGAUCCUACCUAUCUCUGUGGAGGAGUACCAAGUGGGCCAGCUGUACUCGGUGGCCGAGGCCAGCAAGAACGAAACGGGAGGCGGCGAAGGCGUGGAGGUGCUGAAAAAUGAGCCUUAUGAGAAAGAUGGAGAGAAGGGGCAGUACACACACAAAAUCUAUCACUUGCAGAGUAAAGUGCCGUCCUUUGUCAGAAUGUUAGCUCCUGCUUCAGCCCUCAACAUCCACGAGAAAGCCUGGAACGCGUACCCAUACUGUCGCACAGUCAUCACUAAUGAAUACAUGAAGGAGAACUUCCUGAUCAAAAUUGAGACGUGGCACAAACCUGACCUAGGACGCCAGGACAAUGUGCACGGUUUGGAUGCAGAAACCUGGAAGAAGGUGGACGUAGUCUAUAUUGACAUCGCCGACAGAAGCCAAGUAGAGCCCAAGGACUACAAGCCAGAGGAGGAUCCCUGCAGGUACAAGUCAGUGAAGACUGGACGAGGCCCUCUUGGACCGGACUGGCGGAAGGAGCUUCCCAACAAGAAAGACUGCCCACACAUGUGUGCCUACAAGCUGGUUACAGUCAAGUUCAAAUGGUGGGGCUUGCAGAACAAAGUGGAGAGCUUCAUCCAAAAGCAAGAGAAGCGCCUGUUCACCAACUUUCACCGUCAGUUGUUCUGCUGGAUCGACAAGUGGAUCGACUUGAACAUGGAGGACAUCCGCCGCAUGGAGGAGGAGACACGCAAGGAACUGGACGAGAUGCGAGUGAAGGACCCUGUGAAAGGCAUGGUAGCCAUAGAGGACUGAGGUCUACCCUGAGACAGUGAAUGCUGCUGCUCAUCAGUGCGCGAGCCCCCAUUUUCUCUCUUACAGACCCAACUACCCAGACACCAGCCGAUUCACGACGUCCUCCUGUCUCAGACCACGCGACAUCCGGCCAUCGCCCUCCCCCCCCCCCCUCCCCUCCCUACCGGGUCCAACCCUGACCUCUCGCUCAGUACUGCCCGCUUUUCUGGAGCUGGACCCCUCAUCUCUCGUGCCCUUCCCUACCCACACACCGUUGACCGACGGCUCCGUUGGCCGGUGCCUGGUAGAAAAUCAAUAGGUCCAUUUAUUCAAUGAUUCAUUCCCCAAACCACAGAGAGUUAUUCAUUUCUGCCAUUUAGGAUUUAAUGAAGCGAUUCCGAUGUUGUUUCAUGUAUACACAUUAUGGCGGGUGAGGAGUGGGGUCUAGUUAUUGUAUUGAAUAAUGCAGUAUUUAUAUACUGUACAUUACAUAUAUAUAUAUAUAUAACAACAGGGUUUUUAAUAUGAUUUUAUCAGUAAUUCUGUGGACAUUUUUUUCUCUCCACCAGUUGCUAUGUGUUUCAUUUUUCAUCUUUUAUUUCCUUUAGUGUGUCUUUGUUUGGUCAAAAGUUCUGUUUCGUUUUUGUUUUUUCCCCUGGUAAUAUUCUGCUGCUUUGUGACAUUGUGUGUGUGUGUCUGUGCGUGCGGGUGUGAUCUUGUAUUUUUUUCCAAAUGAAGCAAACAUACUCUCCAUGAAUAAAUUAAUUAAAGUGUUAAAAUCCAUUUUUACCGAGAAGCACAGUUUAGUACUUAUUCAUGUUUAUCUUGGCAAAAUUUUGCCUCCGCUUAUCAAAAACAGUCGCAUUCACUGCCUUUGACGGCAAUAGACGUCCAAUCCAUUUGUAUCCACCCUGAAAAUAUGAACUUUAGCACUCUUUUCCCAAUGUUUUUCCAGGGGAAAUAUGGUAAUUUUCAAAUGAAGUACCAUUCAUUUUUUAUUGUCGAAUGUUGUGAAGUGUACUGAAGAAAUAUUUUUUAACAAUGAUAGCCGUCCAAACAUGUGUCUCUUUUACAUCCUUCUGCUGUGAAUUAAAAGGGGUUUAUCACAUGGGUUCAUUCGUUGCCAACCCUCCGACUUCAAAUGGAUUGGACGUCUGUCAUCGUCAAUGGCAGCCAUCGAGUUAACUGUAUUUUGUGACAUAGAUGUCACUAUGUCAUAAUACGGUUGAUAUCAAAAUGAUAUUGAAUGACGGAACUCGGCUUCAGUUUGUCACCUUCUCUCCAGUGGAUAAAUGAGCUUAUCCAGUGAUAGCAAUAACUGCCAUGACAACUAAAACGUCCCAAAAACAUUUUUUUUUUUUGUUUCAAGGAGUUUUAAAAACAUGCAGUAAUUUUAAUAUAGGUUCAUAAGACUGUCAAAAUUAUGACAUGACACCUGUCAUGGGCGUGAACGAAUGCUUAUGGAAGAUGUCAUUAACUUACUGACUGCCAUUGAUGGCAAUAGACGGCAAUUCCUGGCAUUGAGUCAUUCGAUUGCUGUUAAUUUAUGAAGUAAAAAUUAAGCUGAUCUAACAGUAGGAAGGUUCUUGAUGUGUUUCCUGAGUAUCAGUGAUGGAAGUGGUAGUAUUCCAAAGUCAGGGUGGGUUCAAUAUAAAAGACGUUUUUUUUUUUUUUUAGCAACUUUGUUUAGUCUAAUCAAUAAAUUUCUGGAAUAACAUGUUAGCCGUUUUAACAGUAGGAAGGUUUGUUGAUUUAAUUUCUUAGUGUCAGUGUUCUUAGUGGAAAUAUGCCAGUUAGGUGUGGUCAAUGAAAAAACAGCUCAUUCUGAAAGUAACUGCGGUUCGUUUAUCAACUUCAAUACAGUCAGUCAAUUGUCAUCUAUAAAUGAUGUCCAUUUUCAAGCAAAGUUGAGAGAAACAGCUGCAGUUAGAUCUGAAAGGAGGCCGUUCCUAAUAUUUUGAUCAUCACCAACCAAAAUAUUAGGCGCAGCUUCCAUUCAGAUCUAACUGAAGGUGUUCCUGUAAAUAUUGCAUCAAAAGUGAUAUCAUUUACUGUGUUCAUGUUCAUAUGUCAUAAUUAUGACAGUCUUAUGAACUCCCACUCAAAUGAAGACAAAGAAAUAAAUUCCAAAAAUGUUUUUAAUGUAUUUGCAGUGUGUGCAUGAGCGUACAUGCAUGUGUUUGUGUGGCGUUCAGUGCUGUGACUAUGUUGUACAUGUUUGUACAAAAUGUCCGAGCGAGACGAUUCAGUUGUUUUGUUCAAUAUGUCGAGAACCCUGAAAGAUAUUUGUGGAGUCAUAAAAAAAGAGGAUGAAAAUAAACAACACAAUCGCCAUCAACUCUCAGAACUUUGAAUCCAUUUUCAGACCACCACAAAGGAUUGUACCGUACUCCCCACACAAGGACCACGUUGCAGGACUCUAUGGGAAAAAAAAACAUUUUAUUUCUUUGUUUUAAAUGUUGUCGUAGUGCUGUUGUCAUUCAAAGUCAAACAUUGCUAAGAGGGAAAUCACUAAAGCCACUUGAGAAUUAACAUUUAUUUCCGAUUGAAAGGCCGGAAUUGUAACAACAACACCCUCAAAUAGAGUUUUUAUGCCCCGACGACUAUCUCACUCGUAUGUAAGCUUGCCCCUUGCUUUUUCUUGACCUUUUCUUGUGGAUUUGUGCCUUUUUUUGUUGUCAUCUUAAUCUUCCAAUAACACAUUGUACAUUGGAAACGUGAAUUGAGGAAAUGAAUAAAACAACAAAAAGAAAAGAGCAAAGAA